Molecule: messenger RNA, 1125 nt
Organism: Cadophora gregata
Lineage: Eukaryota; Fungi; Ascomycota; Leotiomycetes; Helotiales; Ploettnerulaceae
Exons: 3
Coding region: 1-1125 (374 amino acids)
Source: RefSeq, a predicted model, not a curated record
AUGGUACGCCAAAAUCCAUCUAAGGGCUCCAAAGCUCUGUCCUCAGUAUUUACCACAUCUGCCAGCACCAAAGAUCAGUCCGAUGAGCAAACAACUCGCAUCCAAGAUUCUCCCGUCAAGACUGAUUCACCUACCUCGAAGGUAACGUCUAAUGGUCGCCCCAACAAGGAGCUACCUAUACCUCGAGGCAAUGCUACACACUUCUCGGGGGUUUCGAGAGUUUCGCAUGGGAGAAUGACACGCACGGGCUGGGUAGCUCUUACAGAAUUCAAUUUGUUCCCCAAACUGCCCUUGGAGCUACGUCGAAUGAUUUGGAACACCGCUUUGUCUCAUCCUCAGAUCCUUGGCAUCCCAAGUGCUACUUCUGCCAAUUUUGUUCCUGCCAAAAAAUACAACUCCAUCAGAAAUGUCUGCAAAGAAGCACGAGCAGAGGCUCUGAAAGUCCAAACGCUUUCUUGUUUCAACGACAUCAAGUGCGGAGUAAGCGGCAUAUAUUCGAAUAACAGCGUUGAUAUUCUCUGGAUACUCUCUGGAAGCGACGAUGAGCCAGGCUGCUUAGAGGGUCUCUGGGACUCGGGGCCAAAACUUGGCAGAAUUGCACUCCCAGCUAGUGAAUGGUAUCGUCAUCUGAUGUAUAAAGACAUUUACAAAUCGUUAUUCUCCUUUCUCGCCCAAAAGGGCGUGGAGGAGAUAUUCGUCAUUGUUGGCCCAGAGGAUGGGAGAUUGUGUGCCGACAAAGUUUUCACCGAGCCAUGUGGAUCUCCUCACACCGGUCUCCCUCAGCACAUUAUCGACUGGUUGGCCGCAAACAUGGAUCUAAAGGGCCUUGCUGAGGGAACUGCAUCCUGGGCUGAACUCAGUGAGUGCGAGACUAAGUCACAUAGGGACUUUCAGGAGGAAGUUCACAAGGAGAUACUGGAACUUGCCGAGAAUCUAGCAGGACUUGAUGAUUAUGACAAGCUUUUAGCGUUGCUGGGGCUGAUUCCCUCGGGACAUGUGAUCACACCAGACAUGUUGGACCUGACUGGUUCAGGUAGUACGAUCAGAAAGAUCACAUUUGUUGAAGUCAAGGACGCAUCAGUUCUCCGCAAUGACCGUCGUCAGAUACACCGCUCGCACUACUAG